Canis lupus familiaris (dog) is the source of this 3120-nucleotide messenger RNA. RefSeq names its product acetoacetyl-CoA synthetase (gene AACS). The record is from RefSeq and is a predicted model, not a curated record. Gene Ontology annotation, biological process: lipid metabolic process; positive regulation of insulin secretion. Gene Ontology annotation, cellular component: cytosol. Gene Ontology annotation, molecular function: acetoacetate-CoA ligase activity. Lineage: Eukaryota; Metazoa; Chordata; Mammalia; Carnivora; Canidae. The coding region runs from base 1 to 2016 and encodes 671 amino acids. The transcript has 18 exons.
AUGUCCAAGCAGCCGCGGGCCCGCCGGGAGGAGAUCCUGGAGAGCCAGGUGAUGUGGGAGCCUGACAGCAAGAGCACGCACAUGGACCGCUUCCGGGCGGCCGUGGCUGCUGCCUGCGGCCUGGCGCUGGAAAAUUAUGAUGACUUAUACCACUGGUCAGUUGAAUCAUAUUCAGACUUCUGGGCAGAGUUCUGGAAAUUCAGUGGACUUGUCUUCUCACGCAUGUAUGAUGAGGUUGUGGACAUGACAAAAGGGAUUGCAGACAUCCCCGAGUGGUUCAAAGGCAGUCGUCUAAACUAUGCGGAAAACCUCCUGCAGCACAAAGAGAAUGACAGAGUUGCCCUGUACGCUGCGAGGGAAGGCAAAGAGGAAAUUGUGAAGGUGACGUUUGAAGAACUGCGGCAACAAGUGGCUUUGUUUGCAGCAGCAAUGCGGAAAAUGGGUGUGAAACAAGGAGACCGGGUGGUUGGUUAUUUACCCAACGGUGUGCAUGCCGUGGAGGCCAUGCUGGCUGCGGCGAGCAUCGGUGCCGUCUGGAGUUCCACAUCCCCAGACUUUGGUGUAAACGGUGUUCUGGACCGCUUCUCUCAGAUUCAGCCUAAGCUCAUCUUUUCCGUGGAGGCCGUCGUGUACAACAGCAAAGAGUACAGCCACAUGGAUAAGCUGCAACAGGUGGUGAAAGGACUUCCUGACUUGAAAAAAGUGGUGCUGAUUCCUUACAUUUCCUCGAAAGAGAAGAUAGACAUUUCCAAAAUUCCGAAUAGUGUGUUUCUGGAUGAUUUCCUUGCAACCAGGAAAGGCGAGCAGGCCCCACAGCUGGAGUUCGAGCAGCUGCCCUUCAGCCACCCACUCUUCAUCAUGUUUUCGUCGGGCACCACCGGAGCGCCUAAGUGCAUGGUGCAUUCCGCUGGGGGCACCCUCAUCCAGCACCUGAAGGAGCACAUUCUUCACGGCAACAUGAGCAGCAGUGACAUCAUCCUGUAUUACACCACGGUCGGCUGGAUGAUGUGGAACUGGAUGGUGUCUGCUCUUGCCACGGGGGCGGCUGUGGUCUUGUACGAUGGCUCCCCUCUGGUACCCACACCCAAUGUGCUCUGGGACCUGGUUGACAGGAUAGGCAUCACCAUCCUUGGAACGGGUGCCAAGUGGCUGGCUGUCCUUGAAGAGAAAAACAUGAAGCCAGCGGAAACCCACAGUCUCCAGACGCUUCAUACGAUCCUGUCCACCGGCUCCCCCCUGAAAGCCCAAAGCUAUGACUACGUCUACAAGUGCAUCAAGAGCAGUGUCCUCCUCGGCUCCAUCUCAGGUGGCACUGACAUCAUCUCCUGCUUCAUGGGCCAGAAUUUUUCUAUUCCUGUGUAUAAAGGAGAGAUUCAGGCCCGGAACCUGGGCAUGGCCGUGGAAGCCUGGAACGAGGAAGGAAAGGCAGUCUGGGGCGAGAGUGGUGAGCUGGUGUGCACCAAGCCGAUCCCCUGCCAGCCCACACACUUCUGGAACGAUGAGAACGGGAACAAGUACAGGAAGGCGUAUUUCUCCAGAUUCCCAGGUGUCUGGACACAUGGCGACUACUGCAAAAUCAACCCCAAAACUGGAGGCAUCAUCAUGCUGGGCCGGAGUGACGGCACACUCAACCCCAAUGGAGUGCGAUUUGGCAGUUCGGAAAUCUAUAACAUUGUGGAGGCCUUCGAGGAGGUGAUGGACAGCCUCUGUGUGCCCCAGUACAACAAGGAUGGGGAGGAGAGGGUGCUUCUCUUCCUGAAGAUGGCUUCCGGCCACACCUUCGGGCCCGACCUGGUGAAGAGCAUCCGCAACGCCAUCCGCAAUGGCCUGUCUGCGCGGCAUGUGCCCAGCCUCAUCCUGGAGACCAAAGGCAUCCCGUACACUCUCAAUGGCAAGAAGGUGGAAGUGGCUGUGAAGCAGAUCAUUGCUGGAAAAGCUGUGGAGCACCGAGGGGCCUUCUCAAACCCUGAGACCUUGGAUUUGUACCAGAACAUCCCAGAGCUGCAGGACUUCUGAGUCGGACUGACUCACGUGGCACACUGCCACCUGCGUUUGUGCUGUGACUUCCGAGCAUUCAGGACGUUGCUUAGAAACCCGCAGCUCUUGGGAAGGCAAGUGUCCGUGCGCUUGGGGAAGGGUCAGUUCUAUGUUCUGGAGUCACGUCCGGGGGGUUCCGCAAGCCUUGUCGGGCCACAUCCUGACCUUCAGAGGCCAAAAGGGAGCAUUUGGUGUGUGUGUGGCCAGGCGCUGAGAGUGCCUGUGUCUUUGCACAAGUGUUCUUGCACAUGCCGCCAGGAGCCAGGGGUCGCCCAAGUGUGGACGGUUGUGGCCAACGGUCACGGCCAGCGUCACAGCCAUGCUUCCUGCACUGGCUGGCACUCUGGUGGCGGCACAUCUCUCAGGGGUGGUCUUGCCUCCAACCUCGUGCCCGUAGUUCCCUUUUGCCCUCUUCACGGGUAAAUCUGUGUCUCCUCUUCAGUUGCUCUCCAGCUCUGACCGUCGUUUCUCAGGGCCCAUCUGUCCGCCAUUGCACGUGGACUGUUCCCCAGUGGCCGACUGCUCCUGCAGGUCCCCGUGGAGCCGCAUGUGGCCCCCACGAAAUCGCACCGCCCGACGGCAGAAGCUCCCUGUGGAGAGCACAUGGGCUUCGUUCUUUAACAGGGUCUCCUUAUUUCAUCAACUUCAACUGGUUUAAAAAAAUGUUCAUGUUAGUUCUCUGGAAUGUGUGGGUGCUCCAGAACAGGCUGUCCACCCCGGGGGGGUGGCGGCGCUCUUGGGGACUCGGUGGGCCACCUGGGCAGCAAUCGCGGGGUCCUCCCUGUCGGAGCUGCCUGGCCUCAGGGGACACGGCCUCACUGCACUCCUCCCCCUGGAGCUCAUGGAACCUCCUGGACCUCACGUGGAAGUUGGAUAUUGAGUCAUGGGUUUGAUAGCCAGGCGGUUCAUAUGCACUCUCUGUUCCGUACAUUAACAGCUUCCUGUAAUCCUGAUGUUUGUUUUUGUAUUUUUAAAAAACUGAGCACAGUGAAAACCUUUUUGGAAUCUCUUUUCUUCUGGAUUAUAAAAAUACAGGGGAAAGUGCUAUGAGGAAUUUAUGUAAUAAAUAUAUAUACAUAUAUA